CGUACCAUUGGAUCCGAUGUCCGUAGCGGUGGGCAUCCCCUACGUAUGUUUCUUCAUAAUUCUCUCAGUCGUCGGAAUUAUUGGAAAUGUGAUUGUGAUCUAUGCGAUCGCAGGUGAUAGGAAUAUGAGAAAGUCUGUGAUGAAUAUCUUGUUGCUCAAUUUGGCAGUGGCAGAUCUUGCCAAUUUAAUAUUUACAAUACCUGAAUGGAUACCGCCCGUCUUUUUUGGAAGUACUGAUUGGCUCUUCCCAUCAUUUCUGUGUCCAGUAUGCAGGUACUUGGAAUGUGUUUUCCUAUUUGCAUCAAUCUCCACACAAAUGAUUGUUUGCAUUGAAAGAUACAUUGCAAUAGUCCUCCCAAUGCAGGCUCGCCAGCUGUGUUCCCGCCGAAAUGUUCUGAUAACAGUGCUUGUUGAUUGGAUCUUUGUCGCCUGUUUUGCAUCUCCAUAUGCUGUGUGGCAUUCCGUCAAGACUACCACCUGCUCCAACACAGUUGGAAAAUCCACUUGGUGGCAAGGAUACAAGCUGACCGAGUUCCUCGCCUUCUACUUUGUACCAUGCUUCAUCAUCACAGUAGUUUACACAAAAGUUGCAAAAUGUCUGUGGUGCAAGGAUCCGACACUUCAAUGUGAAACUCGUUCGUGCCUGGACAACAAGUCAUCAUCACGAAGCUCCGAUGCUCUCCGUACUAGGAGAAAUGUCGUCAAAAUGUUGAUUGCAUGUGUGGCAGUGUAUUUUGUGUGUUAUUCGCCGAUUCAAGUGAUAUUCUUGUCGAAAGCUGUCCUAAACGUGACAAUCCAUCCUCCAUACGACUUCAUCCUCCUCAUGAAUGCUCUUGCAAUGACUUGCUCGGCGAGCAACCCUCUUCUUUACACCCUCUUCUCACAAAAAUUCCGUAGAAGGUUACGUGAUGUCUUGUACUGCCCGUCUGACGUGGAAAAUGAGACAAAAACCUACUAUUCAAUCAAUAACACCUCAAUCGUCGGUCCACGGGCUAGUUUUAAUUGAUUUUUUUUAAAUUUCAAACGAAAAGCAUGCGAUUUUUGAUUUCUGAUUUUUAAUUUCUUUUCCCAUUUCUCUCUCUCUCUCUCUCGAUCUCUCCCAUAAUUUAACUGUAUAGCUGAUAAUGUCUGUGUUGUGAGUCACUUUUAUUGUGACCAAUUCCUAUUGAUUAUUGUGAAUAAACAUGGUUUUUCUG
Molecule: messenger RNA, 1196 nt
Organism: Caenorhabditis elegans
Lineage: Eukaryota; Metazoa; Nematoda; Chromadorea; Rhabditida; Rhabditidae
Gene: npr-15
Product: Neuropeptide receptor 15
Exons: 7
Coding region: 17-1006 (329 amino acids)
Biological process (GO): G protein-coupled receptor signaling pathway
Cellular component (GO): membrane; plasma membrane
Molecular function (GO): G protein-coupled receptor activity
Source: RefSeq, marked reviewed